CUUCGUCGAUUGGAAGAAUGUAAUUGGUGGUUGCAGAAAAAUUCUCGGAGUUCGUGCAUGGCCUUGGUGUUGGUAAGGCGGUUAGCAUCCCUCAGGAUCUCAGCCCUGUUAUAACCCUUGUACCCCAUAUGAAAACUGGGCUAUCACGCGUCUUCAGCCUUGCAAAACCAAGCCCUCGGGGAAACAUAAAACAACUUGCUAGGUCGACGUGGCGCAGACGACUCGCAAUAUCCGAUUUCAUCUGGAGUGACCCCGAAACCCUAGUACAGACUACCACCGCCCCUUCCAACCCACAGCUUGCCAUCACAUACUCUCCAGUGGCCUUCAUUCAGCAAAAGACGCUGCGUCCGCAUGACAUAUUACGCUCCCUCCUAGAUCGCGACCAGGAAUUCGGACCACAGUACAUGAUGAAUGUGGUUGACUUGCACCAACCUGUGUCGCCGCCGCCCCAAGGCAUCAGGUCCGAUUUCGAUACUCCACCGAAUAAGGCAGUUUUGGCGUAUUCCACUCUUGCAAUCUCUCUGAGUAUGGUUACUCUGUUCUCAUGGUUCCGAUUUCUGGUCAAGCUAUGCAUCGUCCAGACGCUGCAUGUUGAAGAUUACCUUGUACCUUUUGCUUGGCUUGCUGCGAUAGGACAGAUCGCUUGCGGGUUCAUCAUAUAUGAAUUCGCACCAAUCAUUCACAGUUGGGAUAUGCAAUUGGUGACAUUUGGAAAAUAUCUUCUUUGGUUUCGCCUCAGUGCCGUGUUCUACAACGUGUCGAUCGUGCUCAUCAAAGUAUCAAUGCUAAUCCAGGUGUUACGCAUUUUCGUACCCCGUGGCUCCUUAUCGAAGGCCUACUUCGUUAUCCAUGCCUUGAUAUGGACGAAUGCGGCAUAUUACACGACGGCUACUUUCCUCAUGAUCUUCAACUGUCGGCCCAUCUCCAAAGCCUGGAAGCCAUGGCUGCCCGGAAAGUGCAUGGGGAUGGGAAUAAUUGCAAUGGUGACGGCAAGCGUGAAUCUCGUCGGCGAUCUGUCAAUACUGUUCCUCACUCAAAAGGUUAUUUGGAACUUGAUGCGGGUUGAGAAGAAGCAGCGUUUCAAGCUCUCAUUCGUCUUCUGCGCUGGCAUUGUUCCCUGUGGCUUUGCGGUGAUGUGCCUCUACUACAACAAGCAUUCAUCCGACUUCACUCACGAUUCCGCUCUUAUGGGAAUAGCCUGCUAUGGAGAGAUCGCGUCUGGGAUGUUCGUCCUGUUCCUGCCCGUUGUUCCACGCUUCUUUACCCACGUACGGGAACACACCUUUUUCUCCUCGUCGGCGAAUCUUCGUGCGCCUAGCGCCCUGGAGUUUUCGGAUAUCGGCGUCACUUCCAAGCAAGGCGCCGCUAAUGGAGAUGCAAGGCAGCGGGAGAGGAAGCAGAGCCAAUGGCACAUAAGCUAUACGCAUAGGAACAGCGAGGAUACGAGGCCGAUUAUUCCGAGUUUGAGGAGGGAAGAUUUUGGACCGAAGUCACUUGCAUUCGAGCCGGUUUCUCCGUCCAUGUCCUCGGAAUCGCCAUGAGCGCUUCCUAUGCAAGAGAUGUUACAGGAAAGAGAGGUGAGCGCAGUCCUUCGCGCUCGGAUGUUGUCCUGGCUGAUGACAAAGAAGAUGAGAGAAUGAAACACUUCCCUUCUACCUUGAUCCGGGGCAUCCGCUCGACUUCAUGGGAUCGCUACCAGUGCACGCAGCAGAGGCCCCGAGCAAUGGAUAGGAUCCUUGGCAGCGAGUACGGAAGCACCUCGAUGCCCGCAAUCUUCUUGUUUGCGGAAAUUGUUUCUCCACCAAGGCAUAAUCCGCAAGUGGUC
Molecule: messenger RNA, 1825 nt
Organism: Trematosphaeria pertusa
Lineage: Eukaryota; Fungi; Ascomycota; Dothideomycetes; Pleosporales; Trematosphaeriaceae
Exons: 5
Coding region: 129-1541 (470 amino acids)
Source: RefSeq, a predicted model, not a curated record